Molecule: messenger RNA, 6086 nt
Organism: Carassius carassius (crucian carp)
Lineage: Eukaryota; Metazoa; Chordata; Actinopteri; Cypriniformes; Cyprinidae
Product: serine/threonine-protein kinase LMTK2-like
Exons: 14
Coding region: 139-4887 (1582 amino acids)
Biological process (GO): peptidyl-tyrosine autophosphorylation; brain development
Molecular function (GO): ATP binding; protein tyrosine kinase activity
Source: RefSeq, a predicted model, not a curated record
GAUGCAUCGGAGCAACCUCAUACCUAAUUUUCUUUUAUGAAUCGAUAUUUUUUUCUUUAUUUAAUGUAAAAUCGCGGUGUCCUGCAGUAAAUCUGAAGCCUUAUGAGGAGGAUGAAAGCGUCGGUAUUUGUCGCGGUCAUGUCCUCGGUUUUAUUUAAUCCCAGUUUUGCCUUCAGCUCGCAUUUCGACACAGGUGGCUCCCCGCUGAGUGAGCUGUCAUGGCCAUCCUCUCUGGCAGUGGUGGCUGUCUCCUUCUCCGGCCUCUUCACAUUUGUCUUCCUCAUGCUAGCCUGCCUGUGCUGCAAGAAAGGGGACAUCAGCUUCAAGGAAUUAGAAAACAUGGAGGGGGAGGAGGGCCAAGCGAACCUUUCCACUUUAGCCUCCCCCAGCUCUCAGAACGACCCUGAGGUUUAUAUCCUGCCCCUGACGGAGGUCUCACUACAUGUGUCCAAACAGCCCAGCAAGUCAUUUCAGCUGCUGAAGUCUACAGAUCUCGGACGCCACAGCCUCCUCUACAUAAAAGAAAUGGGACAGGGCUGGUUUGGCAAGGUUUUGCUGGGGGAGGUGAAUGUUGGACUCAGUACCACACAGGUGGUGGUUAAGGAGCUAAAGGCCAGUGCCAGUGUACAGGAGCAGAUGCAGUUCCUGGAAGAGGUCCAGCCUUACCGGUUGCUCCAGCAUUCAGCCCUCCUGCAGUGUCUGUCCCAGUGUUCAGAUGUCACACCCUAUCUGCUGGUUAUGGAGCACUGCCCUCUAGGAGAUGUUAAAGGAUACCUUCGUAGCUGUCGGGCAGCAGACUCGGUGACCCCUGACCCUUUGAUCCUUCAGCGGAUGGCAUGCGAGAUUGCUUCUGGUCUUCUAUACCUUCACAAACACAAUUACAUUCACAGUGACCUGGCCCUAAGGAACUGCCUGUUGACCUCAGAGCUUGCUGUGAAAAUUGGAGACUAUGGCCUCAGCCACAGCAAGUACAAGGAUGACUAUUAUGUAACAGCAGAUCAAAUAUGGGUUCCUCUACGCUGGAUUGCCCCAGAACUUAUUGAUGAAGUCCAUGGCAAUCUCUUAGUAGUGGACCAAACCAAGGCCAGCAAUGUCUGGUCACUAGGUGUGACGAUAUGGGAGUUGUUUGAACUGGGUAACCAGCCUUACAGGCACUAUUCUGAUAGGCAGGUUUUAACAUAUGCUGUAAAGGAACAGCAGCUCAAACUGCCAAAGCCCCUGCUGAAAGUGCCUCUGUGUGAACGCUGGUAUGAGGUAAUGCAGUUCUGUUGGCUGCAGCCUGAGCAGAGGCCUGUUGUGGAGGAAGUCCAUAUACUGCUAGGCUACCUGUGUGCUAAGGGUGCAACUGAGUCUGAGGAAGACUUUGAGAAGUGCUGGAACUCUCUCAGGCCAAGUAUGGGCUCCAGCAGCUCCCACAGAACACCUGCAACUGAAGUAGCCUCUUCUACUUCUUCCUCAUUUCCUCUACUUGAACACUUCUCUAUGGCAGACAGCUUCCAGUCUGAGAAUGGGGAUGAUAUAUUGACAGUAACUGAGACCAGCCAGGGUCUCAACUUUGAGUAUAAAUGGGAGCAAGCACGAGCUGAGCAGCCCUACUGCUCCUCUUCAGCGAGUGGACCAUUGGGAAAGAAUAAUCCCCAUUACCAGGAUGUGUAUUACCCUAUAAGCAAUUCCACAGGUAGCUGCAAGGGUGAGAGCCUCCCUCUUGGGGUUUCUCCAUCCUAUUAUGAGUCAGACCAUCCAGGUGUGGUUCCAGUGCUAAGUGCACACAGCCCCUCAGUAAGUAGCGAGUACUAUAUCCGCAUUGAGGAGCCAGUUGAGUGCAACAUCAGCUUAGAAGACAACAAUCUUGAUUACAGUCCAAGACUUGAAGCCAGUAACAGUAAUUUGUCCUCCACAGGCAGGAGGAGUCCCAUUGAGUCUCAGCCAAACACCUACUGGUCAGCAGCUAAAGAACCCAUCAGUAAUGAUUAUGGUUAUGAUUCAGAUAGUAUCCUAACCAUGGAGCCACUCCAAAGAAGACUUCCAAGCUCGGUAGAGAUAGACCAGUCAGAAGUUUAUUUUUCUUCCAAUGACAGGCACAAUUUACAUGGUUCAAACUUUGAUGAGCAGAGAAGAGGGUCAGAAGGCCUCUGCCAUAGACUGGAGGUGGUAAAGGAAAGCCCACUUGGAGUUUCAGUCUCUCUUAGUAGUCCCAGCUUGGCACACUGUGACCCAUACCUUGAGUCUAAGCAGAGAACUGCAGAAAGAAGUAUGGCCAGUGAGGCCUAUUAUGACAUUAUGGGCCCCUUACAAAAGAAUGUGCCCAGACCCCACUACAUGAGUAUUGAUAUUGAUGCCGGUGAUGGCUUUCUUUUGGGGAGGGAGAGUUCUGAUCCAGAAGAUGAUGAUGAUGAUCUGUUUUCUCAGAACAUGUUAACUAAUUGGAACUCCAACCACUCAGCAAACAACAACAGUUUAAGCGAUCGUACACAAGCUGUGGGUUUUCGAGAUGCAUACCUUGAUUUACGUCACCCGACACCCUCUUCUCAUGUCGGGAAUUUGAAAUCAAGAGCAUUGGAAACAAGAAACAGUUGUACAUAUAAUUCCAUCAAUUCAGUCAAAGACCAAUCAUACACAGAAGCCACAGAUAGUACACCCACUUAUAGUAACCCCCACGCUGACUCAGAGGGUGGUGAGUACCUACUUUUAAGUCCUGACAGUACUCAGGAUGUUGAAUCAUCUUCCAAAUGUCAUUCUGUCACAGAAAGUCAGCAUAUUCAUACAUGGCAGAAGAACAUUGCUCAAAAACAUAUCAAAAACAAUACAUCAGACUUCUGUGUAGGAGGUUGCGGCAGAAUGAAUCCAUCAACUCUUCCAUCGGAGCUGGUAGUGACUAAAGAAAAUAUGUUACUUGAGACAAGGAUGUCCCCUGCACAAAAACUGAAACUUGGGACAGAUGAUUCUGCUGGAGUGUGUGUAAAAAUGGUGUCAUGCCCUAAGGAUCUGUCUAGGAUUGUCUCAGAGUGUAUCCAUUUGACAGACAGCAGGAUGGUCCCCGACAACUCCAGCAUCAAUUUAGUGGAAAUUAAUGACUGCAGUGACGUCUGUAUGGACAUCCCCUCUGGAGUACUAGCAGAUUAUCCCUCGGACUAUGCAGAGGUGGGCAAUGUUGACCUAACUCACAGAACACUGCAGAGAGACACUGGGUCCAGACACUGCGUGGACACAAUUAAUCUAGCUUCUAGCAGCAGUCCAUGUGAGGCCUUCAGCCCUGAUAGUUAUCACAUACCCAUUCAGGCGAAAUCCUUAGACAGUGGCUAUGAAACAGAGAAUAAUGAAUCCCCAGAGUUUAUCCUGAAAGACCUUGAAGGGAAUCCAGCCCUUAGCACUAGUGUAGAAUCAGACGAGUGUGACAUGUUGCUCCAGAUGGACCUAGAUGAAGAUGUCAAUGUAAUGCUCCUGCAUCCAUCCAGCAGUCAUCGACCGCUGAACAGCCUUGGUGAGAGGAAUCAGUACAGAGACUCUGCUUAUUUUUCUGACUAUGACAUGGAGAAUGACAAGAGCCCUAGUGAAGGAGUCCACAUGUUCUUCAGCUGCCAAGAUGAGGAUGAUGUCUUUGAAAUCAAAGCAGAAAAGGAUGGCUCAGAAAAGAAAUUUGGGAGAGAGGGACAAAACAUGGAGAGUGAGAAGGGACAUGACAUAUCUGUGCCAAAGGACAACAAUGCAGCCCUUAAUGUUAAACAAUUGUGUCUUAAAAAGACAAGCCAAAAUAAGUGUUUAUCACCUGCAUUGGUUCCAGUAAUUUCUAUGCUUUCACCCUUUCCUCCAGAGAUGGGGGGUUGCUUGACCAAGGAGUCAACUCCAGAUGAUGGUAUUGGGCUGGAAUCUGAUCACUCUGGAGAGGAACCAAACUCUGAAUGCUACUCUUCCACAGAGUCUGAAGGUUCUUCCUCAACACAGGAGGCCUCGGGUGUGGUGGAGCACGCUAAUGCAGUUACCAGAGAUUUUUCCUCAGCAGAGUCACUAGGCUCAGACUCUACCAUAGUAGAUUUAAGUGUGGAGGUAAUCCAAGCAGAGGAGCAAGAAGCCUGUAACAAACUGGACAAUCUGGAGCAACGGAUUGGAUACAUCGAGGAAAAGGAUGAAUCAGUGGAAGAAGAUGGCAUAGGUUCAGCACUUUCAAAACCAAAGCGUGAUGUAUCAUUGGAGAAUAUUCUUCCAGCCUUGCCAGAAGAUCUAGAUAUUCUUGCUCCACAGGGAAACGGAGAGGAGGUGGAUGAGGAAGAUUCAGAGGAUAGUGAUGAGUCUGAUGAAGAACUUCGUAGCUACAACAUACAGGAGCAGAGUGAUGAGAGUGAUGAAGAGUUCCCUGUGGUGCCUGUCGUUGUGAGCGAUCGCAGCAGUGCACGGCAUCUACGCAGCCUCCUCAAAAUGCCCUCCAUAUUUACACAGUCCUUCUGCGAUGAGCUGGAGAGCAAGAAAAAAGCGGUGUCAUUCUUUGAUGAUGUUACUGUGUUUCUAUUCGAUCAGGAGAGCCCCACGGGUGAGCUUGGGGACUACAGUUUUCCUGUGGAGGCAGAAGCCAAUUGGAAGGCUUCAGAGGUCGCGCUGCCACGGUCCCAGGAUAGGGAUAUUGCCCCUGAGGAUUCACCAGGAACGAAUGUCUCAGAAGAAAGCGGGGCAUUUCAGUGGAAAGAUGAUUUUCCAUUAAUGCAAAGCCCUUCAACAUCAGAACCUGGCUUUGAAGAGAUCGCUACACCACCCAACUCUCCUAUCAAAUCUCCAGAUGAAAUACCAGCACCUCUGCUUUCCCGAUUUAGUGUCUCUCGAUUCUCCAUUACGCAUGUGUCUGACUCUGACAUGGACUCCAUUGGAGGUAAAAGUGAGAAUGAAGCCCAGGAGUGAAGGGGUCAUUAACCCAUGUAAUUAAAGAGGUUUUCAGAAACUAUAUCAUUUGGUCUCAUCAGAUCCUGGGCUCCCCUGAAUCACUAUAUUUUUGUUCUUUUAAACGUGCUGGACAAAAGGGUCCUGUCAACCUGAUAUGCUGUUUGGAAACAGUGCCUCAUACUGUAACGGAUUAGCCUGCCCCUCCCUUGUGUUCCUAGACAGAUGGUUGUUGAGUGACAGAUUUUUGAAGACAAAGUUAUAAGUACAGAAAAAGAGAUCUAUAUAACACAACAUAUUAUCUACGUAUUAGAACAUGAGGUAUGAAGUUUAUAACUUAUUUCCACAAUUCAGUGUCAUGCUGAAAUCAUCCUUUUUUACACAUAACUUGUAGAAAACAAUAUAGAUACAAGGUUGCUCACCUCAUUUGCUUGUCAUGCCCCUUAUUGUCAAUAUCUGUCUUAGAGUCUGAAAGAUCUGUCAUAGUGCUUUACAUUUUUCUGGUUGACCAAAUGAGCUGCAUAAAAUAAUUACAAGAUGUUCUGCCCUCAUAAAAAAAGCUCCACAUUUAUUACUGAGGGUGACAAAAAUGAUUUACAUUGAGUGAUAAAAGUGAUAUUUUCUAUAUUUGACUUUAGCUCAGGGGUGUUAAGGACAUGGUACAAAAUUAGAUUAUAUUAACAAUAUAAACCAUCACACUUAAAAGUCUUCAACAUUGUUUUGCUUUUUUUUUUAAUGCGAAGAACAUUCAUACUACCUGCACUUUCGUUACUGACUCAAGAUAUCUUAUACAUGUCUUACCCUGGCUAAUAUCAAGUACUUCAUCAAAAUUAUUAAAAAAGCAUUUUAAUCAUUAACUCAUUAAUACGUCUUCUAUUUAAAUCUCCCAAAUAUUUUACAGAUGACCGUGAUAUAUUACAGUACUUGUUUGUGCUGAGAAGCAAUGAAAGUAUUGCAGACCAGAUAAUAAACCAGCCAUUUACCUUCAACUAGUAUGGUAGCAUGCAUAUUUAUGAUGGCUCACAAAUGGGUCAUUCCUGUUACGCAGCAAUUCAAACUUAGAAAUUCAGAAAUAUCAGGCACUUAAACACUUUAAAAAAAGUUUGUGCUACAUUCUGAGUGAUCUGAGGUCAGCAACCUAAUGUGAGAAAUAGAAGAAUUUGAGUUAUUUAAAAAGAUACAUCCAAAUUUUGCUAUGGCACAGAGAUCAGUUGUCGUAA